AUGGCGACCACGCAACCAACUACACCGCUCAAAUUCAAUGGCGCCGGCCAUCUCACCACCCGUCUGGUCCUCGCAACCCUCACUGGCCGCCCCGUCCGCAUCUCACAAAUCCGCGCCUCGUCCCAUACAAACCCUGGUCUUGCCCCUCACGAAGUUUCAUUCCUUCGACUCUUGGAUGCUGUAACGAACGGCUCGGCGAUCGAAUUCUCCAUGACCGGUACGACGCUGGUGUAUAAGCCCGGACUCAUCGUGGGCAGUGCGGCCGGCUACGGCGCAAGUGGCGGUGUGAUCAAGCACGAGUUGCCCAGAGAUUGCGCUAGAGGCGUCAGUUGGUUCCUCAUACCCCUGUGUAUGCUGGCUGCUUUCUCCAAAGCCCAAGUCAAUGUCAUUUUCACUGGUCCUGGUGUCAUCACGAGCGCAACGGACAAAGGCGAUGUCAGUGUGGACACAGUGCGAACGGCUAUCCUGCCGCUUUACAAGAACUUUGGAAUUCAGAACAACAUCGAGUUGAGGGUUUUGAAGCGCUCGAAUCCCGGUCCUGGUGGAAGAGGAGGUGGUGGAGAGGUGCAGUUGGUGUUUGGACAUCAAGUCAGACUGCCGAAAACGAUACACAUAAUGAAUGCCGGCAGAGUCAAGAGGAUACGCGGUGUAGCGUAUGCAACUGGAGUUGCAGGCGCCAACAACGCAAGAAUGAUCGAUACGGCGCGUGGCGUGCUUAAUCAGUUUGUGGCCGACACCUACAUCUUCUCAGACGUCUCGUCCGCACCUCUGGUUCCCGCGCCGGAAAAGAAUAACGCUGCUGCGAAGAAGAAGAUUGGUGUGGGUUUCGGACUCAGUCUGGUCGCAGAGUCAAACACAGGAACUCUGUACUCUGCAGACGUGGCCAGCUCGGCAGCAGGCGGUGAAGCACCAGAAGAUAUCGGCAAAGCAUGCGCAUACCAAUUGCUAGAAAGCAUUUCACAAGGCGGCUGCGCGUCCAUCGUAGCAGCACCCACUAUGCUCACACUCAUGGCCAUGGGCAGCGAAGACGUGGGCAGACUGGUGCUGGGCAGGGAUGUGGUGGGCACAGACGAGGUUGUGCAGUUGGCACGAGAUCUCAGAGAGUUUGGAAUGAGCGGUUGGGGAUUGAGAGAUGGCAGCAACCCAGGAGAUGUGGUUGUGUCGAUCGUGGGAAGAGGUGUGGGCAACGUGGGAAGGAAAAUUGCAUAG
Aureobasidium namibiae CBS 147.97 is the source of this 1209-nucleotide messenger RNA. Its product is annotated as 18S rRNA biogenesis protein. Gene Ontology annotation, cellular component: nucleolus. Gene Ontology annotation, biological process: endonucleolytic cleavage of tricistronic rRNA transcript (SSU-rRNA, 5.8S rRNA, LSU-rRNA); ribosome biogenesis. Lineage: Eukaryota; Fungi; Ascomycota; Dothideomycetes; Dothideales; Saccotheciaceae. The record is from RefSeq and is a predicted model, not a curated record. Gene Ontology annotation, molecular function: RNA endonuclease activity. The transcript has a single exon. The coding region runs from base 1 to 1209 and encodes 402 amino acids.